Molecule: messenger RNA, 1817 nt
Organism: Pogona vitticeps (central bearded dragon)
Lineage: Eukaryota; Metazoa; Chordata; Lepidosauria; Squamata; Agamidae
Gene: ACKR4
Product: atypical chemokine receptor 4
Biological process (GO): positive regulation of cytosolic calcium ion concentration; cell chemotaxis; G protein-coupled receptor signaling pathway
Cellular component (GO): membrane; external side of plasma membrane
Molecular function (GO): C-C chemokine receptor activity; scavenger receptor activity; C-C chemokine binding
Source: RefSeq, a predicted model, not a curated record
UUUUGGAAAGAAAGCAAAAAUCCUGAGUCAGAGAAAGAAACCGCAUUCCAGAGGCAGAGUUCAAAACAGCAGCUCCUUUUACUGAAAAGAGGAAAAACAGCUUCUUCCAUGGAGGCCAAUAUAAAUCCUUCAGAGGAGUAUUUUUACUAUUACAAUGAGUCAAAUUAUACGUUGGACUACAGUUUACAUGAAACAAUUUGUCUCAAAGAAGAAGUGAGGAAAUUCAACAAGUCAUUUUUACCAGCAUUUUAUUCCAUUGUAUUCCUCAUUGGACUUCCUGGGAAUUCCCUAGUGGUAGCAAUUUAUGCUUACCUCAAGAAAUUAAAGACAAAGACAGAUGUAUACAUUGCACACCUGGCAAUUGCUGAUUUAUUGCUGCUUUUUACUCUUCCCUUUUGGGCUGUAAAUGCUGUACAUGGAUGGAUAUUUGGCUUAUUUUUAUGCAAAAUCACUACUGCUACCUAUACUAUGACAUUCAGUGCUAGCAUGCUGCUUCUGGCCUGCAUCAGUGUUGAUAGAUAUUAUGCCGUCUCUAAGUCCUUGAGUCAUCCACAUGGUGCUAAGCUAUGCAGCAAAACCUGUUCCUUUGUCUGGAUGGCUGCAACCUUCCUUUCCAUUCCUGAUAUAAUUUUCAACCAGGUCAAGGAGCUCCAUGAACAAAAUAGAUGCAGUUCUACAUUUCCAGACAGCAUUGGGAAAACAUUGAAAGUAAUAAUUGAAAUCGUGGAAACAGCUCUGAGUUUUGUACUACCCUUCUUUGUCAUGCUGAUUUGCUAUUCAUUUGUGGCCAGAGCACUCAUCAAGAGUCCCAGUGUUAAAAAAUCACAGCCUCUAAAAGUUCUCGCAGCAGUUGUUUCAGUUUUUAUUAUCACCCAGCUGCCCUAUAACAUUGUCAGGUUUUGGAAAGCCAUAGAUUUGGUCUAUCCCAUAAUUACAAACUGCAGUGCGAGCAAAGCUAUUGAUGUUGCAUUCCAGGUGACAAACAGUAUUGCUUUGUUUCAUAGCUGCCUGAACCCCCUUCUGUAUUUUUUCAUGGGAGCCUCUUUUAAACUGCAUAUGGUGAAAUUGGCAAAACGUUAUGGCUACUGGAGAAGACAACAAAGCAUAGUAACUGAAGAGAUUGCUAUGGGCUAUGAAGACUCAGCAGCUCAAACAAGUAGCUUUACUAUUUAGAAUAUGGGCAGAGAACAUAUGACUAUUCAGAUGUUGCUGAACUCCCAUUUUCUCUGGCUACACUGAAUGAGCUUUAUGGAUGCUGGGAAUCCAGCAACAUCUGGAAGGCUGUAAGUUCCACAUGCAAAUUAGAGAACUGGGAAAAGGUUGUUUCAGCUACCUGCUGGCCAGUCUAAGCAGGUUAAGGAGAUCUCUGGAGCAAUCUGAUCUCUAGCCAUAAUGCACCCUUUUCUGUCUAGCUUUAUAGCAUAAUACAUAACACACAGCUUGGGAAAAUUAUUUUUUUUACUACAAUUCCCGGAAUUCUUCACUGUGAUGUAGGCUGGGACAUCUACUCCAAAAGGUAACUCUCCCAAGUGCUGAAUAUGGUCUAGUUUAUAUUGGCUUACUUUAUGAUUUAUAGACUAUGCUUAUAGACUGUGUACAGCAAAGCCAUUCUUGAGAAAUUAUGGAUUGUUCUGAUAGAAAUGGAGAUGCCUCAGCACCUGAUCAUCCUAAUGUGUAACCUGUAUUGUAGACAAGAAGCUACUGUUAGGACAGAAUAUGGACAGACAGAAUGGUUUCCAAGAGGCAAAGGCAACAGACAAGGCUGCAUUUUAUCUCCUUAUCUAUUUAAUCUGUAUGCAGAACAUAUCAUAUGGAAA